Messenger RNA from Eurypyga helias (sunbittern), 1458 nucleotides. RefSeq names its product solute carrier family 15 (oligopeptide transporter), member 4 (gene SLC15A4). Gene Ontology annotation, biological process: oligopeptide transport; transmembrane transport; histidine transport. The record is from RefSeq and is a predicted model, not a curated record. The transcript has 8 exons. The annotation marks the transcript as partial. Gene Ontology annotation, cellular component: membrane. NCBI's taxonomy places the organism in Eukaryota, Metazoa, Chordata, Aves, Eurypygiformes, Eurypygidae. Gene Ontology annotation, molecular function: L-histidine transmembrane transporter activity.
GGCAAGUUCAGCACCAUCCUGCUCAGCAUGGCGCUGUACCUGCUGGGCAUGCUGGCCUUCCCCGUCAUCGCCGCGCCGCACACCCGGCAGGGCCUCUGCGGGGACAUCCCCUUGUUCCCCGUAGAGAACUGCUCCUCUCCGGCGGUCAACGCCACCAUGGCGCCUUGCUCCCAGGUGGGAGCCACCCGCUACUGUGCCACCGCCACCUUCGUGGGACUGGUCCUCGUGGGGCUGGGCGUCGGGUCGGUCAAGGCUAACAUCACCCCUUUUGGGGCAGACCAGGUCAAAGAUCGGGGUCCAGAAGCCACAAGAAGAUUUUUUAAUUGGUUUUAUUGGAGCAUUAAUUUGGGAGCUAUUCUCUCUCUGGGAGGCAUUGCGUACAUCCAACAGAACGUGAGCUUUGUCAUUGGAUACAGCAUCCCAACAGUUUGCAUCGGGAUUUCAUUCACGGUUUUCUUGUGUGGCCAGAGUUUCUUCAUCACAAAGCCGCCUGAUGGUAGUGCCUUCACAGACAUGUUCAAAAUUCUCGCAUAUUCGUGUUGCUCAAGAAAGAGACGUGUGGAGUGUUCAACUAGCAGUGAGGGCCAGGGAGUACUUCAGCAGCCGUGCAAGCAGAGCCUCUUUGAGAUGGCCAAGCUGUCUCGUGGGGGCCCAUUCAGGGAAGAUAAAGUAGAAGAUGUGAAAGCUCUCGUCAAGAUUAUCCCGGUCUUUUUGGCUUUAAUACCUUACUGGACAGUGUAUUUCCAAAUGCAGACAACGUAUGUAUUGCAAAGCCUCCACCUGAAGAUUCCUGAAAUAUCAAACGACACCAACGCCGUUCAUACGUUUCCCGCAGCCUGGCUGACCAUGUUUGAUGCAGUGCUUAUUCUGAUCCUAAUACCCCUAAAAGAUAAAUUGGUGGACCCCAUUUUAAAGAGGAAUGGCUUGCUGCCCUCCUCCCUGAAGAGGAUCGCAGUUGGAAUGUUCUUUGUAAUGUGCUCUGCAUUCGCUGCAGGAAUCCUGGAAAGCAACAGACUGAAAAUUGUAAAGGUUAAAACGAUUAAUCAGACAAUUGGGAACGUCACGUACCACGCUGCAGACAUGCCGAUAUGGUGGCAAGUUCCUCAGUAUGUCCUCAUUGGCUUCAGUGAAAUAUUUGCAAGCAUCGCAGGUCUAGAAUUCGCAUACUCCGCUGCUCCCAAAUCCAUGCAGAGUGCUAUUAUGGGGCUGUUUUUCUUCUUUUCGGGGAUCGGAUCAUUUGUUGGCUCUGGCUUGCUGGCACUGGUGUCAAUUAAAGGAAUUGGCUGGAUGAGCAAUCACACAGAUUUUGGUAAUAUUAACGGCUGCCAACUAAACUAUUACUUCUUUUUGCUGGCUGCUAUCCAAGGAGCGACCCUCCUGCUUUUCCUUAUUGUUUCUGUGAAAUACGACCAUCAGAAAUCGAAGAUUAACGAAGCGGCUGCCAACGGGAGGAUCUGA